Molecule: messenger RNA, 300 nt
Organism: Tupaia belangeri chinensis (Chinese tree shrew)
Lineage: Eukaryota; Metazoa; Chordata; Mammalia; Scandentia; Tupaiidae
Gene: SH3BGRL3
Product: SH3 domain binding glutamate rich protein like 3
Cellular component (GO): cytoplasm
Source: RefSeq, a predicted model, not a curated record
AUCAAGUCCCAGCAGAGCGAGGUGACCCGCAUCCUGGACGGGAAGCGCAUCCAGUACCAGCUAGUGGACAUCUCUCAGGACAACGCCCUGCGGGAUGAGAUGCGGGCCUUGGCCGGCAACCCCAAGGCCACCCCGCCCCAGAUCGUCAACGGGGACCAGUACUGUGGGGACUAUGAGCUCUUCGUGGAAGCCGUGGAGCAGAACACGCUGCAGGAGUUCCUGAAGCUGGCCUGAGUCGCACUGGCCAUGGCUCUCCCGCAGGACUCUCACCACAGCCCUUACCUGACCUCCAGGGACCGA